Messenger RNA from Lachancea meyersii CBS 8951, 4668 nucleotides. The record is from the annotation of a GenBank genome assembly. NCBI's taxonomy places the organism in Eukaryota, Fungi, Ascomycota, Saccharomycetes, Saccharomycetales, Saccharomycetaceae.
AUGGCGAAUGGGAUUAACGCACAGGACCUUUUGGCCAAUGACUCAAUUUUAAGCUCAACCGGGCUAACUGUUGCCGGCGACAAUGCUCUUGUAGCUCUCUCCACAGCGAUCUCACUGCUGGCGCAGGCGUCUAAUGCAAUUUUCACAAUAGGUGUGAGUAUCGUUUCCAGAGUUUUUUGGCAGACAUUUCGGUUCUUUCUGCUGCGAGUCCCCUCGUGGCUUGUGCUGUCAUCCAGUAUUCAUAUCACCUUAUCGUUCUCGACCCUGAUUCUGGUGUUUUUGGCUACCAUGUUCGCUACAUACUACGUGCUGAGAAGUAGAUUUCUCAAUGCGUACAAACGACUGCAACCUGAUGACAACGAUGGGAAGAUGCUUAAGGAUAAGAAGUCUCGCGAUGAAGCGGAGGCGCUGUUUAUGAGCAAAAGCGAAGCCUCCAGAAAUAGUGGGUUCACCUCGUACCUGGAUGAAUUUCUGAGCGCUAUCAAGAUCUUUGGGUAUCUAGAAAAACCGGUCUUUCACGAAUUAACGAAAAACAUGAAGACCCGGCGACUCGAAGACGGGGAGGUUCUCCUUGUUGAUGACACACUCGGAUUUGCCAUUGUUGUUGAAGGGAGCCUGCAGACAUACCACAAAGUCCCACGGUCCCAACAAGAGGCUCAACCCGACUACUUCAAUCAGGCGCAUGGAAGUGAUUCUGAAAGUGACGACGAGCUUCCUCCUGGCUGCGACGCAUACACCUUGAAUGGCGAAAAAUAUCAACUUUUGAACACGGUCAGAGCGGGCAAUCCGGUGUCCUCUCUGGUAAGCGUCUUGAAACUCGUCACCGGUAGCAAUAACAAUGCGUCUUUGAGCGGACCGCUGACGAACCAGCAAUUGCGCUCUAACUCUCGCCGCAAUUUGAUGUCACCCUUCCUCGACGCCACGUUAGAACGUCACAAAUCUGAACUCUUACGCCCUAACCGACCCUUGAGAACUACGCUUGAGCCAGGCUUUGAAGGACUGGAGGCAGAAGUAAGUUCCACCACUAUGAGUGAAAAUCAAGAAGAUGAUGUUCCAAUAGAAGCAGACGAUCCUACUCCAUUCGAAACUCCCUUGCCGGACAUCAUCGCCUCUGCUUCUAAUGACUGCACUAUCGCUAUUAUCCCGGCCUCUGCUUUUCGCAAACUGACCGCGAGAUAUCCUCGCUCAGCCUCUCAUAUCAUUCAAAUGGUCCUCACCAAACUUUACAGAGUGACAUUCCAGACAGCUCAUAGCUACUUGGGGCUCACAAAAGAAAUCAUGAACACGGAAAUUGUUUUGAACAAGUCUCAUCGGUUCGAGCUACCUUAUUAUCUGAAAGAGGCUGCCGUACGUAAAAUCAAGCUUCAAGAGAGCUCGAAAGCCACUGCAGGGAAUGAAAGGUAUGCACCACCGGGCGCUUCAAGAGUCAAUAUUGGGAACAACGCGAUAAAGAAUCGUAAAAAAUCACGGCCACACAGUUUCCUGCAAAGCCGAGGAUCCCGCCAUGUAGUUUUAGAUUCUAGAGGCCAUUUGAACCCUGGCGAUCUUCUGUCUAACGUGCCUCUUUCUCGAAAAGAACAUCCUCGCGGUGUAUCCGGAGGCACACUUUAUCAGUCAGAGAGUGCAGGAACUAAUAAAAGCACAAAAAACUCGGCGGGCUUCAUCGAUGGUCCUGUAAGUUCAGCACCUCUGCUCGCGGACCAACCCAUGCAAAAGAAUAGAAGUAGUCACAGUGCGACAGUGAGCUCCGCUAAUGAUGACGACGAUAUUAGAGCACGUACAUUUUCUGCCGCUCAGGAAGAAACUGAAGAAUCAUCGUGGAGGGUGGCAGUGGUCGAGGGUAUGUUCUCUUACCUCGGUAUUACGAAGGAAAAUAUUCUACCUACCUCACUAGAAGACGACGGUUCAUCCGUAGCCCUCGGAAAAUCGUCCGAUGCCUCUGUCACACCAUCCUCACGUUUAGAUUCAAGCUCUGCGUUUCGUUUGCUGUCUCCCGACCAAUUCAUCACAAAGAGAAAGUCCAGGACAAAGCCAACUCCGGAAUACAGAGAAGAGAUUCCCCACAAUAUCGAUUUUGAUACUGUGAAAGACGAAUUUGCCCAAGUUCUUGAAAUGAUGUUCAUUCGUCGUAAAUCCAUACUUGUUUCGCAGAACAAGUACAACAAAGGUCUUUUCUAUGUCAUAUCAGGCACGAUUGAAGUCGUCUGGACCAAUGAAGAAGAUAACAAGGAGCAUGUCCUCUACCUCGUAAAGCCUGGAGGAAUUGCCGGGUACUUAGCAUCGCUCAUUGGAAGCAAAUCCUUCGUGACACUCAGAGCCAAAACUGACGUUUAUGUCGGGGUACUUCCUGCAACAAUGCUCGAAAGGUUAUGUGAAAAGUAUUUUUUGAUUUAUCUGAGAGUUGCCGAAACACUCACUAACUUCCUAAAUCCUAAAAUUCUAAAGCUGGAUUACGCGCUGGAGUGGAUUCACCUGGAUGCUUCUGAAAUUCUGUUUCGCCAAAAUGAUCCUGCAAAUGCUAUCUACGUUGUAUUGAGCGGUAGGCUACGUCAACUGCACCAGUCAGAAGAUCCCGAUCAGGACUCUGCUGGCAAGAAGCAAAGUAAGCAACCGCUUCGAGGAAGUCCUAAAGUUAGGGCUAUAAGGGAGUACGCACAAGGUGAAAGUCUGGGCGAAGUCGAUGUUUUGACCGCGAUAAAUCGACUUUCGACCGUUGUUGCUUUAAGAGACUCAGAGUUGGCUCGCAUACCUAGAACUUUAUUUGAGCUUCUAGCGGUCGAGCAUCCAUCAAUUAUGAUUCGCGUUAGUAGGUUGGUGGCAAAAAAGGUUUUACAGCAACAGCGAGGGACAGAAUCUCCAGAGACUAUGAAAAAUGCAAAGAAUUUCAGAUAUGAUUUCAACUUGCUCAUACCUCCAACAGAAACAACAAAAGGGUCUGUCAUUAAUUCUAAUCGUGUGGAACAAGCUCAAUUUGAUGGAAGCAGCAGGCACAGCUACCGUACAAUCUCUGUCUUACCUAUCACUCGUGAUAUUCCGGUGGAGGGCUUUGCGUCGAAGUUGGUUACCGCUUUGAGGCAAGUGGGUAUGUCGACUAUUGGUUUGAAUCAGUCUGCAACCCUUUCACACUUGGGCCGUCAUGCCUUCGAUGGCUUAUCCAAAUUAAAGCAGUCGGGCUACUUCGCGGAGUUAGAAGAGCUAUAUGACACUGUUGUGUACAUAGCGGACACGCCGCUUAAUUCCACCUGGACUGCCACUUGCAUCAAUCAGGGUGAUUGCAUUCUUCUUCUGGCAGACUCAGCUAUGUCCCCAGCUAUUGGCGAAUUUGAACGUCUGCUGAUCAAAAUGAAAUCCAACGCAAGAAUAGAACUGAUUUUGCUGCACCCAGAGAGAUAUGUUGAACCAGGCCUCACCCAUAAGUGGCUCAAAAAUCGGGUAUGGGUUCAUUCACACCAUCACGUUCAGUUCCCAAACUCGGAAUACGUCAAUGAUCAGAAAUCAUCAGCGGAAACUAUACCGGUAUCCAUGAACUUCAUCGAAAAUCUCAAAAAGAAGGAGCGUUUCAAUGCUAUAACGAAACAAACUCAGGAAAAUAUAUCACGAUUGUUACCUGACUCCCUGAAAACAACAGUAGAGAAUCUGUCUUCGAAAUACAUGAGCAGCAAAAAGCGCUAUUACACUCCUGUACAGCCCCACAAAAAUGAUUUUUUACGUCUGGCGCGAGUUUUAUCUGGUAAAGCCAUUGGACUGGUAUUAGGUGGCGGAGGCGCCCGAGGAAUCAGCCAUUUAGGCGUCCUGAGGGCUAUUGAAGAGCACGGUAUCCCUAUCGACAUGAUUGGAGGAACUUCGAUUGGUGCUUUCGUGGGCGGGCUUUACGCCAAGGAGUGCGAUAUCGUUCCCAUUUACGGACGGAUGAAAAAGUUCGCAGGCCGAGUGGGAUCCUUUUGGCGAUUACUUACCGAUUUGACAUGGCCAGUUACUUCGUACACCACUGGUCACGAAUUCAAUAGAGGAAUUUGGAAAGCAUUUGGCGAUGUGCGCAUUGAAGAUUUUUGGAUUCAAUACUAUUGCAACUCUACUAACAUUACCGAGUCUAUUCAAGAAAUCCAUUCCACAGGGUACGCAUGGAGGUAUAUUAGAGCUUCGAUGUCUUUGGCAGGGCUUUUACCGCCCAUAGAAGACAGCGGCUCGAUGCUUUUGGAUGGUGGAUACGUUGACAAUUUGCCAGUUUGGGAGAUGAAAGCCAGAGGGUGUAACACAAUUUUCGCCGUUGAUGUUGGAUCCGUUGAUGACCGCACACAAAUGAGAUACGGAGAUUCGUUAAACGGGUUCUGGAUUGUCUUCAAUCGGUGGAAUCCAUUUUCAGAAUACCCGAACAUUCCUAAUAUGGCGGAGAUUCAAAUGCGGCUCGGAUAUGUAGCGUCUGUGAACGCUCUUGAAAAGGCCAAAAACACUCCAGGCGUGAUUUAUGCGAGACCACCGAUAGAAGACUACGCCACUUUAGAUUUCGCCAAAUUCGAAGAGAUCUACCAGUUGGGAACCGCUUAUGGACAUGAUUUUUUCCAGGAACUGGAAAGCCAGAACAAAAUGCCCAAAAUCCCUGGAUCUGAGGCCUUGACAGACAGCGGAGAUGUUCGGGAAGGCAUGUCACAUAGGCGGAACAGCAUUUAG